AUGAGGGUAAUGUUACAAUGCGUAUUGACGAUCACAUGCAUGACGUCAUUAUCUGACACGACUGAACUUUUAGAACAUAUGUUCAGAAGAGUGAGAGAUGAAAAGUUCAUACCUGACGGUAAAGUUGGAAUCGGACAUCUAAAAAACAUCGUCAUUAACACUCCACUAGAUUGUGCCGUAGAGUGUUUAAAAACAUCGACCUGUGCCCGGAUAAAUGUUGGGAAACUGACGGAAACGGAGUGGAGCUGUGAUUUGUUUGGAUGGGGCACAGGUACAAAAACAACUAGCCCAAAUGAUCAACAUUGGACAAUCAUCAAUGAAUGUGAAGGUGGCUUUUUAACAAACAUCUACGAAGGUUCGUCAUAUUGCAUAAUCGAGGAGCAACUUGAAUGGAAAGAUGCUGAGAUGAAAUGUAUCGAGUAUGACGCUCAUCUGGUUGCCAUAGAGACUUCGAACGAACAAACAUCUUUGGUGAACUACCUGGAGAAUAACUCUGGCCCAGCUUCUAGCGGAGCAAAAAGCAAAGACCCCGCUGAAAUCAUGAGGAGGCCCCGCUGA
This is a messenger RNA of Owenia fusiformis, 558 nucleotides long. The record is from the annotation of a GenBank genome assembly. Lineage: Eukaryota; Metazoa; Annelida; Polychaeta; Sabellida; Oweniidae.